Molecule: messenger RNA, 2581 nt
Organism: Anopheles cruzii
Lineage: Eukaryota; Metazoa; Arthropoda; Insecta; Diptera; Culicidae
Gene: Hnf4
Product: hepatocyte nuclear factor 4-gamma
Exons: 7
Coding region: 1-1827 (608 amino acids)
Biological process (GO): anatomical structure development; regulation of transcription by RNA polymerase II; cell differentiation
Cellular component (GO): nucleus
Molecular function (GO): RNA polymerase II cis-regulatory region sequence-specific DNA binding; nuclear steroid receptor activity; zinc ion binding
Source: RefSeq, a predicted model, not a curated record
AUGAUGAUGCAGUUUUUGCCUCUUACAGAAUGUGUCCCACUGCUCGCGAGCCAAUAUGCUGUUACCAAAAUGUCUAACACCGGAAUAGAAUACAACGAGCUGAACGAUCGCACCAAAGGAAGCCAAGAUAGUCCGAGUCACACGUCCGACACGGCGUAUGACUCAUGCCUCAGUCCGCUCCAGCCAAGCGAUGGCUGUAACUUCAAUACCACCAUCAACGUGUGCGCCAUUUGCUGUGAUCGGGCAACGGGCAAGCACUAUGGCGCCGCAUCUUGCGACGGUUGUAAAGGGUUCUUCCGGAGGAGCGUACGGAAGAACCACACCUAUUCCUGCAGAUUCUCACGAAAUUGUGUGGUGGACAAAGACAAGCGCAACCAGUGCCGCUACUGUAGGCUAAAAAAGUGCUUUAAAGCUGGCAUGAAAAAGGAAGCGGUUCAGAAUGAGCGCGAUCGCAUCAGCUGUCGCAAGCCAAGCACGGACGAUAAGAACACCAUCGACGGGUUGUCGGUGAAAUUUUUGCUGCGCGCGGAAAACUUUAGCCGCCACUUCGGGGCGGCCCUGGACGACACGAACGACGCGGACGAAGGGGAUCUGUCGUCGAAGCGAUUCGCCAGCAUCAACGAUGUGUGCGACUCGAUGAAGCAACAGCUGCUGAUACUGGUUGAGUGGGCAAAAUCGAUACCGGCGUUCGCGCAGCUACAGAUCGACGAUCAGGUUGCGCUGCUGCGGGCCCACGCCGGUGAGCAUCUGCUGCUGGGAUUGUCGCGCCGGUCGAUGCACCUGCAGGACAUGCUGCUGCUCGGGAACAAUUGCAUCAUCACGAAGCAGUGCCCGGACGCCAACAUGUCGCCCAACCUGGACAUCUCGCGCAUCGGGGCGCGCAUCAUCGACGAGCUAGUGAGUGCCAUGAAGGAGAUACAGAUCGACGACUCGGAGCUGGCGUGCAUUAAGGCGCUAGUGUUUUUCGAUCCAAGUGCUAAAGGACUGAACGAACCCGCCAAGAUUAAAUCGUUGAGACAUCAGGUACUAAACAACCUAGAAGACUACAUAUCGGAUAAGCUGUACGAUUCACGGGGUCGGUUCGGAGAGAUUUUGCUUUUGCUACCCGUACUCCAAUCCAUAACCUGGCAGAUGAUCCAGCAAAUUGAGCUUGCCAAAAUGUUUGGUGUCGCGCACAUCGACAGCCUGCUGCAGGAAAUGUUGCUCGGAGGCGAUACGAUUGAUACCUCGUCGGCAAUCACCUCACCGAUGAACGCGAUGAACACCAACAACAGUCCGUCGGACUCGUGCGAUGGCCCGCAACUUGGCAACUCGAUGGGCACGAGCGUUGACGGGUCACACGACCAGCAGCAGCAGCAACAGCAGCAGCAGCAGCAACAGGAUUCCUUAGUACAAAUGUCGUCGCUGAGCGGUUCCAGCUACGGCACCGAUGCCGACAGCUUGCUGAUUUCGUCAAUGGACACCAUCGCCGGGCCGCCGGCUGGUCCGAGCAGUGGUGGUGUCAGUAGCAACUACUGUAACCGUGCCAAGCUGGCCGGAUCGCCCGGCGCGGACCAAUUGAGUGGUCUGAGCGUUGGACGGACGACGAGCGGUGCUUACAUGCCUCAGUCUGGGGGACAGCGGCACGGUAUCGGUGCACCGGAUGCAACGGUCGUCGCUGACAUCUACUUCCACGCCCCGACGAGCGUCGGUGGCGCAUCGCUGCAGCUCGACACCGACGUUGCCAUGUACAACAACAACCAUCUGAGCUGCUGCCAAAGCGAGCUCGGGCCGAAGGGCUGCGAGAUGGUGAAGAUCGAAGCGAAACGUGAGCCGGAGAAUGCCUAACUCUAAUAUUCCACAAAUCUCCCGCACAGUGCGUUGGGCAGAUCGAAGGCGCACGAAAAAAGAGGAGCACGGGACACAACGGAUAUUUUCAUGUGCGCGAGGAUUCCCGGGUCAAGACUUGCCGGUGAAUCUCGCUGCUUCCCAUUUCUUUUGUUUGUUUUGUUGUUUGAUUUGAUUUGGUUGUAUUUUUGUUGUUUUUUUUUCUAUCGAUGUUCCUAGCGGUGGUUUUGUGUUUUACUUCCGAAUCGGUUUCUCUUUAUUUCACUUCAUUACUGUAGGCUGUUCGGUUGUGGGCAAAUUAUCGCAAUACUUCUUUUUGUUUUUUGACAGUUGAUAAGUGCGGAAGAUAAGCGCAGAGUAGGUGGCAGAUUAGAUUGGGUGGGAUGGAUGACCGUUUGUUAGAAGAAGAAAAAACCAACCCUUUCCUUGACCGGCUGCGGCGGCGGCGGCGGUGGUGCCUUAUUGCGUUUUGUGGCUGAUGGUGUUGAUAUUUGUUAGAAACUUGCCAGGCAAGUUAGGAAAUGUUUAGUUUAGUUUAUGAAACAAAUGUUUGACUCACUGCGUGAGGGUUUAGUUCUUGUACAUAUUCCGGGUGCGGUGAUUCGGGGGCGGUGAUUUGUUAUACUCUUUUCCGUAGGCUAGGCGUUCCCUUCACUCCCGCGUAAAGGAAGCUAUUCAGAGACUUGUUUUUACUUUCCUUUUCUGUUUUCUGGGACGAAAAGUGCAAAUAAACAAAUGAAAAAGUUGACUGUUA